Phytophthora infestans T30-4 is the source of this 1593-nucleotide messenger RNA. Its product is annotated as Metal Ion (Mn2 -iron) Transporter (Nramp) Family. Bases 1 to 1593 code for a protein of 530 amino acids. Gene Ontology annotation, biological process: metal ion transport. Gene Ontology annotation, cellular component: membrane. The transcript is spliced from 2 exons. Lineage: Eukaryota; Oomycota; Peronosporomycetes; Peronosporales; Peronosporaceae. The record is from RefSeq and is a predicted model, not a curated record. Gene Ontology annotation, molecular function: cadmium ion transmembrane transporter activity; manganese ion transmembrane transporter activity.
AUGCCACCAAUUCCAGACGAGAUCCUGCGUCCAAGCGGAGAAACGUUGAGCGCAUCGUACUCGCAGCUUUCGGAGAUCAAUGGCGAUGCACACUUAGCACCAGAGCGACCUCCGUUUUCAUGGGGUAAAUUCCGGUCCUUCGUGGGGCCUGGGUGGCUCAUGAGCAUGGCUUACCUGGAUCCGGGCAACCUCGAAGCAGACCUUCAAAGCGGUGCAUACUCGCGCUACGAGAUCCUGCUGGGCUCCUGCACGGGACGUCACUUGGCUGAGCUGUGUCGAGCCGAGUAUCCACGUUUCGUCACGUAUGCCGUGUGGGUCAUGAUGGAGCUGGUGAUCAUCGGUUGUGACAUCCAAGAGGUACUGGGUACGGCCAUUGCACUACAGAUCCUGUUUGGACUGCCCUUGUGGAUCGGUUGCUUGAUAACAGCGCUGGAUACGUUCACCUUCCUCGCUAUCGACCGACACGGGGACAACAAGAGUAGUCGCCUGCUCGAAACCUUCUUCAUGGGGCUCAUCGGAAUCAUGUGCGCGUGCUUCUUCGUCGAUUUUACAGUCAGUAAACCUAGCGGCACUGAAAUCGCCAAAGGUAUUGCCAUCCCACGCAUUGACGACCAGAACGUGAUGCAAGCUGUUGGCAUGCUCGGCGCCAUCAUCAUGCCGCAUAACGUCUAUCUGCACUCAGCACUUGUCCAGUCUCGCAGUCGACGUGGCGCGGGUACCGAUCCUGUCAAAGAAGCCAACUUUUAUUUCGGAUUGGAGGCGGUUCUGGCACUAUUUGUGAGUUUCCUCAUCAACAUGUUCGUUAUUUCUGCGUUUGCCAGCAACUUUUACAGCGAGCAGUGCGACCAGCUAGCUGCAGAUCCGUCGUCCGAUGUCUACGGUGCAGGCAUCCAAACAGCCUGUAUACCCGCUGCUGCUGCGUUAGUAUCAGGCAACGAUAUUUACAGCGCCUCAACCGGACUCGUUUGCAGCAUUGAAAACGGUGUAGUAGCGGUGGCGUGCACCCGGUGCUAUACGAUAAAGCAUAUCGGGAAUUAUUGCCAGCAAGUUGGAUUAAAGGAAGCGGGAGCAGCUGUGAGCAGCUCGCUUGGACAAUACGCCAAAGUUAUCUGGGCUGUCGGAUUGGUCGCCUCGGGACAAGCAUCGACAAUGACAGGGACAUACGCCGGUCAAUUCGUGAUGGAAGGCUUUCUGGAUCUUCGUAUUGCAGCGUGGAAACGCGUGGCAAUUACACGCACGAUGGCGCUUGGUCCUGCGCUGGUAGUUGCUCUGCUAACUGAGUACGACGGAUUCCAUAGUGACAUUGUGAGCGAGAUGAUCAACGUCAUGCAGAGUGUGCAACUUCCAUUUGCACUGGUACCGCUGCUCACAUUUACGACCAAUAAGCGGCUAAUGGGGCAGCACAACCGAUGGAUCAACUUGGCAUUGAUCGUCGGUACACUCGCGCUCUUCGGAGUAAAUUACACGCUCGUCUUCCGGACACUGCAGCAGGGUUUCGACCUGUCGUCCAAUGCCUGGGCAGCUGUGGCCGUUGUGGCCACGUUCUAUGGCGCGCUGGUGCUUUAUCUCAUGGCCUUCCCAUUGCUACACUAG